CCCGGCCUUCCUGGAGGCGGUGGCGGGGGAAGAGGGAGCUGGAGGACGGUUCUUGGUCCUUACUGCUCUGAGGAUGUUUCAGAUGGUCCCAGAUACAUCGUCUUACGUCAAGGUAAGACAUGACAUCGUCUUUAAACAGGAGGCUCUUUCGGUGGUAAGCGACGACCAAUCACUCUUUGACUCAACGUACGGAGCCGCGGCGACACAGCUGCCGAAGGCCGACAUGACUGCCUCAGGGAGCCCGGACUACGGUCAGCCCCACAAGAUCAACCCCCUCCCACCCCAGCAGGACUGGAUCAACCAGCCCGUCAGGGUCAGCGUCAAGCGCGAGUAUGACCACAUGAAUGGAUCCAGGGAAUCUCCAGUGGAUUGCAGUGUGAGCAAAUGUGGCAAGCUGGUGGGCAGCGGCGAGACCAACCCAAUGAACUACAACUCAUACAUGGAGGAGAAGAACGGCCCACCCCCACCUAAUAUGACCACCAAUGAGCGGAGAGUCAUCGUCCCUGCAGAUCCCAACCUCUGGACCCAAGAUCAUGUGCGCCAGUGGUUGGAAUGGGCGAUAAAGGAAUACGGACUUUUGGAGAUCGACACGACCCUUUUCCAGAACAUGGAUGGCAAGGAGUUGUGUAAAAUGAAUAAGGAGGACUUCCUCCGAACCACCUCCCUCUACAACACGGAAGUGCUGUUAUCUCACCUCAGUUACCUCAGGGAAAGUAGCUCACUGUUGGCCUACAACACUCCUUCUCACACAGACCAGUCUCCGCGACUGACAGCCAAAGAAGAGCCUUCUUAUGAUGCAGUGAGGAGAUCAGGAUGGAGCAAUAACAUGAAUUCAGGCCUCACCAAAAGUCCUCCCAUCGGAGCUGCACAAAAUAUGAACAAGAGCACAGAACAGCAAAGGCCCCAACCAGAUCCCUAUCAGAUCCUGGGGCCAACCAGCAGUCGCCUAGCAAACCCAGGAAGUGGGCAGAUCCAGUUGUGGCAGUUCCUUCUUGAGCUACUCUCAGACAGCUCCAAUGCCAACUGCAUCACCUGGGAGGGCACCAACGGUGAGUUCAAGAUGACGGACCCUGACGAGGUGGCGCGGCGCUGGGGCGAGCGCAAGAGCAAGCCCAACAUGAACUACGACAAGCUCAGCCGGGCCCUGCGCUACUACUAUGACAAGAACAUCAUGACCAAAGUCCAUGGCAAGCGCUACGCCUACAAGUUCGACUUCCACGGCAUCGCUCAGGCGCUGCAGCCCCACCCCACCGAGUCCUCUCUGUACAAGUACCCUUCCGACCUCCCUUACAUGCCCUCCUAUCACCCCCACCAACAGAAGGUGAACUUUGUCUCCCCCCACGCCUCCUCCAUGCCCGUCUCCUCCUCCAGCUUCUUCGGAGCCGCAUCCCAGUACUGGACUGCCCCCUCGGGGGGCAUCUAUCCCAACCCGAGCGUCCCCCGCCACCCCAACACCCACGUCCCCUCACACUUGGGCAGCUACUACUAGAAGCCGGGCAUCCUCAGUGGCCUCGUGCCAACAUGAGCUCACGGACUUCCUGGGACCAGCGGAUCUCUCUCUGAUGGAGCCCAAGGGGACUUGGAUUGCAGCACAAAACUGGAAUCUUUAUUAUUAUUAUUAUUGUUGUUGCUGUUGUUGUU
Messenger RNA from Tachyglossus aculeatus (Australian echidna), 1641 nucleotides. RefSeq names its product Fli-1 proto-oncogene, ETS transcription factor (gene FLI1). Gene Ontology annotation, biological process: cell differentiation; regulation of transcription by RNA polymerase II. The transcript is spliced from 10 exons. Gene Ontology annotation, molecular function: sequence-specific DNA binding; DNA-binding transcription factor activity, RNA polymerase II-specific. The coding region runs from base 74 to 1489 and encodes 471 amino acids. Lineage: Eukaryota; Metazoa; Chordata; Mammalia; Monotremata; Tachyglossidae. The record is from RefSeq and is a predicted model, not a curated record. Gene Ontology annotation, cellular component: nucleus.